Molecule: messenger RNA, 1569 nt
Organism: Camellia sinensis
Lineage: Eukaryota; Viridiplantae; Streptophyta; Magnoliopsida; Ericales; Theaceae
Source: RefSeq, a predicted model, not a curated record
AUUUACAAAAACAAAAAAAUUAAAGAAAAAGAGCAAUGCAUUACCUUGUGCUCGCUACUAGACCUAGGAUCUAGACUUCCCAAACAGAUCUCGCUUCUUUUCUCUUCAUCUUCUCUCUGAGCUUUCUCAAGAUUCAGACCAAUCAAUCGACACACACAACACAACAAUGUCGAUGCACGCCAAGACAGACUCGGAGGUGACCAGCCUCGCGCCGUCCUCCCCCACCAGGUCCCCUCGCCGUCCUGUCUACUACGUCCAGAGCCCGUCUCGAGACUCCUCUCACGACGGCGAGAAGACCACCAACUCCUUCCACUCCACCCCCAUCAUCAGCCCCAUGGGCUCCCCUGGCCGCCACUCCCGCGACUCCUCCUCCACCCGCUUCUCCGGCUCCCUCAAGCCCGGCGCCCCCGCCUCCUCUCGCAAAGUCAACGACGCUGGCUCCGCCGCCCGCCACCACCGCAAGGGGGGGGCCAAUAAGCAGUGGAAUAAAGGGUUUGAUGCGAUUGAAGAGGAGGGUCUUCUCGAUGAUGAUGGUGCCAAUAGGGGUAUUCCUCGUCGCUGCUAUUUCCUCGCUUUUGUUGUUGGGUUCUUCGUUCUCUUCUCUUUCUUUUCUCUGGUCUUGUGGGGUGCUAGUCGUAAUCAGAAACCCAUCAUCACAAUGAAGAGUAUUUCAUUUAACAAUUUUGUGAUCCAAGCUGGGAAUGAUUUCUCUGGAGUAGCCACAGAAAUGGCAACAACAAACUCCACGGUCAAGUUCAUCUUUCGCAACACCGGUACCUUUUUCGGUGUCCAUGUAAAAUCAACACCCGUAGAUCUCUCCUAUUCUCAGCUCACCUUAGCCACUGGAAAUAUCAACAAGUUCUACCAAUCAAGAAAGAGCCAGAGAAUGAUAACGGUGAUACUAGUGGGCAGUCGUGUACCAAUGUAUGGAGGGGGUGCAGAUUUGAGUAGCAAAGAUGGGACACCGACCAUGCCGGUGCCAUUGACACUGAACUUCAUUGUUCGAUCAAGAGCUUAUGUUCUAGGCAAAUUGGUCAAGCCCAAGUUCAACAAAGGUGUUCAGUGCUCUGUAGUGUUGGACCCUAAAAAGAUGAAUGUGGCAAUUCCUUUGAAGAAUUGCACUUACCAGUAAGUUGAAAAAAUUGUAUAAUUUAUUAAGACAGACUGCAGAUCAAGAAAGCCAGAUCAAAACAAAGAACCGACAAAGAAAUAAGAGUUGAUAAUUUGGCCAUACAUCAUUGGGGAUGAGGGAAAGAACAGAGCUGUUUCGUGUAAUGGUGUUAUAUGAUAUUAUUAUUAUUUUUUUUAAAAUCAAUUGUUUACUUGGGGAAAAAAGAAAAAAAAAAAGGGUGGAUACAGCUAUAUGGAGGAGCUGGGAAUUGUUGGGUAGAUUUGAUUUUGAGGGUUACGGGGCAGGAGUUGACUUAACUAGUUGUUGUUGCGCGAAAACAGGGGUUGGGUAUUUACCAGGGUGGUUUUACUUGUAAUUUUAUUUUAUUUACCGUUUUUUUGUAAUAAGAUUGUUUAUUUAUUCUUGAUCUGCCAUUUGAAUAUAUAAUGGAGUUGACU